Messenger RNA from Papaver somniferum (opium poppy), 444 nucleotides. RefSeq lists its product as uncharacterized. The record is from RefSeq and is a predicted model, not a curated record. Lineage: Eukaryota; Viridiplantae; Streptophyta; Magnoliopsida; Ranunculales; Papaveraceae. The transcript is spliced from 2 exons. Bases 1 to 444 code for a protein of 147 amino acids.
AUGGAUAAUUGUAAUCCAAUCUUAACACCAAUAGAAGAGAGACUGAAGUUGACAAGAGAAGGAUCAGGAGAGCUUGUGAAUUCAACAGACUUUAAAGGUCUUGUUGGAUGUUUGAUAUAUUUGACUGCUACAAGAUUUGAUAUCAUGUAUGCAGUUAGAUUGGUUAGCAGAUUUAUGGAAGAACCCAUACAAUCAUAUUUACAAGCUGCAAAACGUAUUCUGAGAUAUGUUAGAGGUACAAUCAGUAUGAGAAUUCUCUAUAAUGUUUCAGAAGAUCCAAAACUAGUUGGAUUUACUGAUAGUGAUUGGGCUGAAGCUGAGUAUAUAGCUGCUAGCAAUUGUGCUACACAAGCUGUGUGGUUGAGAAUGAUGCUGAAGUCAUUGUUUGAAGAACAGAAGACACCAACAACAAUAGUUUGUGAUAAUAAGUCUACAAUUCAUUAA